This is a messenger RNA of Zophobas morio, 1416 nucleotides long. RefSeq names its product ATP-binding cassette sub-family C member 3-like. Gene Ontology annotation, cellular component: membrane. The coding region runs from base 1 to 1416 and encodes 471 amino acids. The transcript has 19 exons. Gene Ontology annotation, biological process: transmembrane transport. Lineage: Eukaryota; Metazoa; Arthropoda; Insecta; Coleoptera; Tenebrionidae. Gene Ontology annotation, molecular function: ATP binding; ABC-type transporter activity. The record is from RefSeq and is a predicted model, not a curated record.
AUGUGCGACUAUAUUUAUACGAUGCUUAAUGGAGAAAUCAAAGAAGAGGGAACGUUUGAAACUUUAAAAAAAAAAGGAGGCGUCUUCUCUGCGUUUAUAGCCGAGCAUAUGAAGGAGUCGGACGAGCAGUCUAACGAGCAAAGUUUCACCAAUGUUCGUGAGGGCGUGGUGGAAACUACUGAGAAAAACAUAAGAAAGUUAUCAAAAACUUCAUUAAAAAGUAUGAAAAGUAUUGAGGCGGGGGAACUACCAAAUGCGCAACAACGCAAAGGAAUUCUUGUAGUCGAAGAAAAUGUUGAGCAGGGCGAUAUCAAGCUCGCCGUGUUCGUAAUAUACUGCCGUGCCAUCGGCUGGAUUACAAUACUUUUAGUGAUCUCUAUAUUUUUUAUUGGUCAAGGAUUUCAGAUAUAUACAAAUAUCUGGCUAUCCCGGUGGUCCUCUGCAGGAGCGAAUGCUUCUAAAGAUAUAUCCUAUUGGCUGGGCGUCUAUACUGCCUUAGGAUUGGCCUAUUCGCUCAGUAACAUGCUAACUUCUUUUUCAUUGGCUUUUGGAAGUAUUCAUGCCUCAAAAAACUUACACGAAACCGUUGUCAAACGCUUAUUGAAAGCGCCUUUAUCUUUCUUUGAUACGACGCUUUUAGGGCGGAUCGUCAAUCGCCUUUCGAAAGAUAUUUAUACUAUUGAUGAGGCUUUACCGAAUUCUUUAAAGUCUUUUCUUAAUACGUUCUUUUCUGUUUUGGGAACCAUAUUUAUUAUUGCUUUUGCUACUCCAAAGUUUCUCAUUAUUGUUCUUCCACUUCUUCUCUUAUAUAUUGUGAUUCAACGAUUUUAUGUUUCUUCUUCAAGACAACUUAAAAGACUCGAAUCAGUGAGCCGUUCACCUAUUUUUGCUCAUUUUCAAGAAACCAAUCACGGCGUAAGCACUAUUAGAGCGUACGGCCGGGAGGAACGCUUCAUUAAAGAAAACAUUGCCGUGUUGGAGUACAACCAGCGCUCUUAUUAUCCGUCUAUCUCUUCUAACAGAUGGCUAGCAAUCAGACUUGAAAGUAUUGGUAACAUGGUUGUGUUUUUUGCUUCCUUAUUUGCCGUUGUAUCGAGGAACAGCAUUUCCUCUGCUCUGGUUGGUUUAUCGCUCUCGCAUGCGAUGAAUAUAACGCAAUCACUUAAUUGGAUGGUGAGAAUGUCGAGUGAAUGCGAAACUAAUAUUGUUGCAGUGGAACGAAUUGAUGAGUACACUAAAAUACCGCAGGAACGCGAAGAAGAAAAAGACGAUUUAGAAGGCAUUUCUUCGGACACUGAUAAAGUAACUUUAGCAACUCUAAGUAGCACAGACACGUGGCCUUCGCACGGCGUGGUUGAAUUUAAAAACUACAGCGCGAGGCACGAAUUAUUAUUAUUAUUAUCCUUUUCUUUUUAG